AUGUUAGGAGUAGUAGUACCAAUAUUGGUGGUGGUUGUAUUAGCGGUUGCAACAAGUAGUAGUACAACAUCUGCACAAGCCUUGCCUAACUGUCCCGAUCGCUGCGGUGAUGUGAAAAUCUCCUAUCCAUUUGGCACUGUUAAAGGUUGUUACCUGCGAGAUGAGUUUUUUAUCAACUGUACUAGUGCUGAAGGCAAUGCCUCAGUAGCAAAACUCACGAGUCCUCCCUCAUCGUCACCAACAUCACCAUUGACUGAUCUCAUUGUUACUGACAUAAGCCUUGACAACGCUGAGUUGCGUAUCUUGUCCUCUGUAUACCAAGACUGCGGCGACCGCAAAGAGACCCUGAACCAGUGGCUUCGGCUGCCCUCUCCUUUUGCAUUUUCCACCAAAAACAUCUUCUUUGCCGUCGGCUGUGCCACUUUUGCAAAAUAUCGAGGUUACCAAUAUCGUCCCUCCGGCAGGAUCCUGGGCCAAGAUGAUGAUCAAGCCUACAACAAAAGCGGCUUUGCUGUAACCCAAUGUGAUGAUAGUUUUGGCACCACUUGCUCUGGCAAUGGCUGUUCCCAAUCUUCAAUCCCGAGUGGACUGCAAAAUUUCACUGUUGAGUCUUUGUUAAGCAUCAGCAUAAAUGGCUAUAUCCCUAAUCAGGGAAAGUGGUACAGUCCAUACUUAGGGUGCAACUACGGCUUCCUUGCGGAAGAAGGCAACUUCUCAUUCUCCCCCAAUAUAAGUUUUGCCCAACUCCAAAAGUACAGAAGGCUGCUGGUCCCAACCACAACGGUGGUUAAUUGGCAAAUUGGGGAUGAGCCGUGUGAAGAAGCUCAAAAGAGCAAGGGAAGUUAUGCUUGCAAGGGAAAUAGCACGUGCGUCAAUUGGUCCAAUGUCAAUGAGGGUGGAUAUGGUGGAUGGCAUCUAGGCUACAUUUGCCGGUGCUUGCCAGGUUACCAAGGGAAUCCAUACCUUGCAGAUGGUUGUCAAGGUAUUUGGCUUCAAUAUAGAUAAAACGAUGUUUUAUAUAUAAUAUUCUGUGUGAUAUUUGAAUGUAUACUUUUCCUAAUUUCUCUUCAGAUAUCAAUGAGUGUCAGAGUUCAGACCGCUGCA
This is a messenger RNA of Rosa rugosa (rugosa rose), 1104 nucleotides long. RefSeq names its product wall-associated receptor kinase 5-like. The coding region runs from base 1 to 1005 and encodes 334 amino acids. Gene Ontology annotation, molecular function: polysaccharide binding. The transcript has a single exon. The record is from RefSeq and is a predicted model, not a curated record. Lineage: Eukaryota; Viridiplantae; Streptophyta; Magnoliopsida; Rosales; Rosaceae.